GAGACGCUGCGUGGCUCCGGUGUAAAAAAUCUGUGGAUAUCCGGGGAGAUCAUAUUUAUCUUGCUGCUUUUCUGUUGAUUCAUCUUUUUGUGGUGCAAUGGAGAACAAAAGAUUUUGGCCUUUCCGCCGCGGCCUCGUUUUUCUUUUCCUUUUCCUCCACCCCGCCAACGGAGACGUCAGCUACUCCAUCCCAGAGGAGAUGAAACGUGGAUCUGCAAUCGGGAAUAUCGCCAAGGAUUUGGGACUAAAUUUGGGCCAGUUAUCUGCUCGUAAAGCGCGCAUCGAUGGGGAAGACGACAACGUCCAACACUGCGGCAUCAACCUCAACACUGGCGACUUGGUUGUUCAGGAAAGGAUCGACAGGGAAGAUCUUUGUGGCAAAAAGGCAUCGUGUGUUUUAAAGCAGGAACUUGUCCUGGAAAACCCAAUGGAACUGCACCGUGUUAAUAUCCGUGUUGUCGACAUUAAUGAUAAUUCACCACAUUUUAUUGAAGAUUCACUCAAAUUUGAAAUCCAAGAAUCAGCGGAUAAGGGUGCACGUUUUCUUCUCGGAGAAGCACACGAUGCAGACAUUGGAGAAAAUGCUGUUCAAAGCUACACUUUGCAACAGAAUGAUCAUUUUAAGUUAAAUGUAAAUACAAAACCAGGUGGGCGAAAGUCCUGUGAAUUGGUCUUAGACAAAGAAUUGGACAGAGAAGACAAAACAGACAUGAUGCUCUUGCUGACCGCCAAUGAUGGCGGCUCCCCUCAGAGAUCAGGAACAGUCGUCAUCCACGUCACCGUUUUGGACGCGAAUGAUAACGCGCCCGUAUUUAGUCAGGCGGUCUAUGAAUCAAGUCUGGCAGAAAAUUCUCCUGUUGAUACUUUGGUGAUCACAGUGAGCGCGAGUGAUGCAGACGAAGGAAUAAAUAGCGAAAUCACAUAUGCGUUACACGUUUCUGAUGAUGAUAGUAAGCGGGUCUUUGCUUUGCACCCCAAAACUGGUGACGUCAAAGUGGUUGGUGUCGUUGAUUAUGAGAAAGUAUCGUCUUACGAAAUGCAAAUCAGCGCUAAAGAUGGUCUUGGCUUAGUUUCUUAUUCAACUUUAAUCAUUGACAUCACAGAUGUGAAUGACAACGCCCCAGUUAUCAAUAUCAAGUCGCUGACCGAUGCGGUGGCGGAGAACGUGCCGCCUGGCACCGAGGUGGGCAUCGUUCACGUGCAGGACAGAGACUCUGAGCAGAACGGGCAGGUCCGCUGCUCCGUCCAACAAGACGUCCCCUUCCGCUUAGUUCCUUCCAUCAAGAACUAUUAUUCUCUGGUGACUAGCGGCCAGCUGGACCGCGAACUGGUGUCCGAUUACAACAUUACAAUCGGCGCCAGCGACGAGGGCUCUCCUCCUCUGUCCUCCCGGAAAAGUCUUCACCUGUCCGUCGCCGACGUCAACGACAACCCGCCCGCGUUCGAGCGGGAGUCCUACAGCGCCUACGUGAGCGAAAACAACAAAGCCGGCUCGGCUUUGUGUCGGGUCGGCGCUCGAGACCCCGACCGGAGACAGAACGGCACGGUGGUUUAUUCUCUGUCGGCGGGCGCGCAGGUGAACGGCGCCCCGGCGUCCUCCUACGUGUCGGUGGACGGAGACACGGGGGCCGUCCGCGCCGCUUGCUCGUUGGAUUACGAAGACCUGAGGAGUUUUCGAGUCCACGUGGUGGCCAGAGACAAGGGUUCUCCUCCGCUGAGCAGCAACGUGAGCGUCAGCGUGUGGAUAUGGGACGUGAAUGACAACUCUCCUCAGAUACUGUACCCCGCCCCGGAGGGCGACUCCUUCAUGACCGAGCUGGUCCCCAAAGCUGCGCACGGAGGCUCCGUGGUGUCCAAAGUGAUAGCGGUGGACGGCGACUCCGGACAGAACGCCCGGCUGUCCUACCACAUCGUCAAGGCCACGGAUCCGGGACUUUUCACCAUCGGUCUCCACAGUGGAGAGAUCAGGACCCGGCGGGACAUUGGCCAAUCUGACAGCAUGAAACAGAACCUGAUGGUGGCGGUGAAAGAUAACGGACAGCCCCCUCUCUCCGCCACCUGCUCCGUGUAUUUACUCCUUUCCGAUAACUUGGCCGAGGUGCCGGAACUGAAGGACGUUUCCUACGACGAGCGGGAGAAGAAUUCCAAAGUCACCUCGUAUCUGCUGGUGGCGCUGGUGUCCGUGUCCACCUUCUUUCUGACCUUCAUGGUGGCGGUCCUGGCUGGGAGCUUUUGUCGCAGGAGAAAGCCCAGACUGUUGUUGGACGGAGCGGUCGCCGUCCCCGGCGCGUAUCUCCCUCCUAAUUACGCCGAUGUCGACGGCGCGGGAACCUUACGCGGCGCCUACGACUACGACGCCUACUUGACGACGGGCUCCAGGACCAGCGACUUCAACUUUGUGCGUUCUUACGACGACGACACGCUGCCCGCGAAGAGUCCCGGCGACUUCGAUGACGAGCUUCGCGAUUCUUUCGACCCUCUUGAGAGCUCAGCUUUGCCUUGGCGGAGGAGAUGAGACCCGGAUCCAUUGUUGGGAAUAUUGCCAAGGACCUCGGACUCGAAGGACGGGCGUUGAUCUCUCGUAAGGCCCG
This is a messenger RNA of Phyllopteryx taeniolatus (common seadragon), 2591 nucleotides long. RefSeq names its product protocadherin beta-15-like. Gene Ontology annotation, biological process: homophilic cell-cell adhesion. The record is from RefSeq and is a predicted model, not a curated record. Bases 98 to 2515 code for a protein of 805 amino acids. Gene Ontology annotation, cellular component: plasma membrane. Lineage: Eukaryota; Metazoa; Chordata; Actinopteri; Syngnathiformes; Syngnathidae. Gene Ontology annotation, molecular function: calcium ion binding. The transcript has 2 exons.